AUGCCAGUCCCUCUUCCCAUCAUCCUCCCCGCGGCGGCCGCCUCCCUGGCCUACUUCAACGCCAAAAGCAGCUUCUGGUACGACGCAGCGCUCAUCAAGAGCUUGGUCAAAGCCGCUCUUCGUGUCCGUCAUGGCCUCAAGCACGACACAAUCAACCUCUUCUACACCCUGGAAAGCUCCGCCCAAAGCGCUCGCCUCGCCAACCAGCCGUUUCUCAUCUUUGAGGGUAGGACGCACACAUACGCUCAGGUCUACGACAGGAUUCUGCGGUAUGGCCACUGGAUGAGAACCCGACUCGACGUCAAGCCCAAGGACAUUGUGGCCAUGGACUUUGAAAACUCAGACACCUUCGUCUUCGUGUGGUUCGCGCUGUGGUCGAUAGGCGCCAAGCCGGCCUUUAUCAACUACAACCUGUCUGGGAAGCCUCUAGCGCACUGCAUCAAGGCAGCAAGCACAAAGCUCUGUCUCAUAGAUCCUGCCGUGGCCUCCAAUUUCGACGAUGAGAGCUUGAAGCAGUCUUUGCCCAAUGUCAACUUUGCCGUCUUCACGCCGGAGGUAGAGGCCGAGGCCGCAUCGACAGCUCCUGAGAGAGCCCCCAAUUCAGAUAGAUCAGAUGACAGCAUGGCUAACAUGGCGAUGCUCAUCUACACCUCAGGCACCACAGGCUUGCCUAAGCCAGCAGUGGUGGCAUGGGGGAAAUGUAUCUAUGGCGGAAUCAUGGCAUCGACGCUGCUGGGCCGUGGUAAUGGCGACAUCAUGUACACUUGCAUGCCCCUAUAUCAUUCAUCCGCCUCCCUCCUUUCCUUCUGCGCAACUCUCGUGUCCGGCUCAACUCAAGCCCUAGGCCGCAAAUUUUCUACCAAGACCUUCUGGGACGACUGCCGCGCUUCCAAGGCCACGUCGAUCCAGUAUGUCGGCGAGACGAUGCGCUACUUGCUAGCCGCGCCUCCGCAGCUGGACCCUGUCACCGGCGAGAACCUGGACAAGAAGCAUCAUGUCCGUGCUGCCUUCGGCAACGGCCUCCGUCCGGAUAUCUGGGACCGAGUCAAGGACCGCUUCGGCAUCGAAACCAUCGCCGAGUUCUACGCCGCCACCGAGUCGCCAGGCGCCGCAUGGAACGUCAGCAGCAACGACUUUAGCCGUGGUGCCAUCGGCCGCUCCGGCUGGCUGUACUCUCUUCUAACGGGCAGCGGUGCGGCCAUUGUCGAGGUCGACUGGACCACCGACGCACCGGCACGCGAUCCCGAGACCGGCCGGUGCCGUCGCGUCAAACCCGGCGAGCCUGGCGAGAUGCUCUACCGCCUACCACCCGAGGAUAUCCAGCAGCGCUUCCAGGGUUACUUCAACAACAAGGGCGCCUCCGACUCCAAGAUCCUGCGUGACGUCUUUGCCCCCGGCGACGCUUGGUUCCGCUCCGGCGACGUCCUUCGCCGCGAUGCCAGCGGCCUGACCUUCUUCAGCGAUCGCAUCGGCGACACCUUCCGGUGGAAGUCGGAAAACGUGUCCACCACCGAGGUCAGCGAGGUCGUGGGUCUCCAUCCGGCCGUCCGCGAGGCAAACGUCUACGGCGUCCAGCUGCCGCAUCACGAUGGCCGCGCCGGCUGUGCCGCCAUCUGCUUCGACACCCCAGUGCCCGACGAGGCCACGCUGCGCAGCCUGGCUGCUCACGUCAAGGCGUCACUGCCACGGUAUGCUCGCCCCUUGUUCCUACGCCUCGUAAAGGAAGUGGGCGUCGGAAGCCAGACCACGGGAACAAAUAAACAGCAGAAGCAGAACCUGCGAGUCGCCGGCGUGAAGCCGAAGAUGAAAUCAGCAAUCAAGGCAGAGGACAGCAACGGCGAGGUUCUGUACUGGCUCAGGGGUAAUACGUACGUCCCCUUUAGGGAGAAGGAGUGGAGAGAGCUCGAAGGAGGGAGAGUCAAGCUAUAG
Molecule: messenger RNA, 1929 nt
Organism: Trichoderma virens Gv29-8
Lineage: Eukaryota; Fungi; Ascomycota; Sordariomycetes; Hypocreales; Hypocreaceae
Exons: 3
Coding region: 1-1929 (642 amino acids)
Molecular function (GO): long-chain fatty acid transmembrane transporter activity; long-chain fatty acid-CoA ligase activity
Source: RefSeq, a predicted model, not a curated record